CUCCGGGUAAGAUGGCAGCGGACGGACAGUGCUCGCUCCCCGCUUCAUGGCGGCCGGUGACCCUCACCCACGUCGAAUAUCCUGCAGGGACGCUGAGGGCCCCAGGGCCGGAUGCCAGAGAACUUUGACCCUGGGUGCUCUGGGUUACCCUGGGGAGGGGCGGCCCUGCCAGUGGCUGGGCUCUGCUCCCUUACCUGUCCAUCAUCUAUCCAUCCAUCCAUUCAGCCAGUACCCAGUGACAUCUCCGGCCACCUCCUUGCCUACCUGAGCCUCAGCCCUGUAUUUGUCAUCGUUGGUUUUGUGACCCUCAUCAUUUUCAAGCGGGAGCUGCACACGAUCUCGUUCCUCGGGGGCCUGGGCCUGAACGAGGGGGUCAACUGGCUGCUCAAACACGUCAUCCAGGAGCCGCGGCCCUGUGGAGGCCCCCACAGUGCAGUGGGCACCAAGUACGGGAUGCCCUCCAGCCAUUCCCAGUUUAUGUGGUUCUUCUCUGUCUACUCCUUCCUUUUCCUGUAUUUAAGAAUGCACCAAACGAACAACGCCAGGUUCUUGGACUUGCUGUGGAGGCACGUGCUCUCCCUGGGGCUCCUCACCGUGGCCUUUCUAGUCUCCUACAGCAGGGUCUACCUGCUGUACCACACCUGGAGCCAGGUGCUCUAUGGGGGCGUCGCUGGGAGCCUCAUGGCCAUCGCCUGGUUCGUCUUCACCCAGGAGGUCCUCACCCCGCUGUUCCCCAGGAUAGCAGCCUGGCCUAUCUCCGAGUUCUUCCUAAUCCGAGACACAAGCCUCAUUCCCAACGUGCUCUGGUUUGAGUACACGGUAACCCGGGCAGAAGCCAGGAACAGACAACGCAAGCUGGGGUCGAAGCUGCAGUGACUAGUGAGUGCGGCUGGGUCCAGCUUCCAGAUCUGGCCUGCACGAUGCCUUGCAGGAUGGACAGAGUGAUGGACAGAGGGACAAAGCAGAGGCCUCUACAGACCCAAGUCACCAAGUGGAGCCUUUUUUUUUUCUUAUUUUAAUUUUAAUGAACAAGGUGGACCAAAGGGCUGAGCCAGCCCCUUAAUCAGGACCCUGGAGGGCCUGCCGCCCAAGGCCACACAGCCCGUGACCCCUUGCUGUGCUGCGGCCAGCCCCAGCCAGGUGGAAAGUGUCCUUGGCGUGGGCACCAGGUGUGGGGUGGAGGAGCAGGGCUUGCACUGAUCUUGGGGCCAGGAAUUCCAGGUGGCGUGGAAAGUACACACUAUUUAUUUUUUAGUUUUGUCCAAGGCAGGUGGGAUCUUUAGAUGGGGCUGGAGGAGCCUGCUCUGCAGUGACUGUCCUGUGUACAGAGGGGCCCAGUCAGCUCCCUAAGCCCUUUGCUCUGAGCCCAGGGGGCCCACUGCCUGUCCCUGGGCCUGUGGGAUGGCCUUGGGGGACCAGAUGAGGGGAGCGUCCCCGUGCCCUUUCUGCCACCAUUGCCAUUCCAGAACCUUGUUCAGUGUCUCCUCGUCUGGGGCAGGGCCCAGGGCGAGCACGCGUCUGGCGGCUGCUACCCUUGUGUUCUACCCGUAUUGACCUGCACCAUAAGGGCUUUCUCUGGUCCCCGUCCCUAAGACAAUAGACCCUUCCUGACAAAAGAGCGUGCACAUGUGGGUGAGCGGCCCAGGCUGUUUACAGCUCUUUCUCGUCCUGCCCUGCAGUAGCCGUCACCCCCCUCGAGCAAAUGCGAAGGAGCCAGAGCUGGGAUGAGGGCUGAUGCAGCCGGUGCCCGGUCCCCUGCCCUUCCCCGCGUGCUCGCAGCAUGUUCUCGUCCUUCCUGACCUCACCUCCAGCAGGCUGGGAACCUUUUGGGGUCACCCUCGAGCCUGUGUCCAAGUGUGGGCUCGCAGACCCCCACCAGCCCGGCUCAGAGGAGGGCUUUUCUUGAAGGGACCCCACCUCUAAGUUGCUCUGAAACAGAGUCGUGGAGGGCAGGUGCUCCCAGACUCGCAGACGUUUCGAGAACUGAACCAGGCCCUUCGGGGCCUGCGUGUGACUCCUCCCCCUCCUUUUUCUUUGUGGCGGCUCCUAAUCUGCUGCUGAAGCACAAUAUUUUGGUGCUUUUCUCAUUUGUGAAAGACGGUGUCCAAAAGCCAUUCCAGAUGCCAGGGGCAGGGGCUCAUUUCUGGGGAAGGUAGGGCAGUCCCCAUGUUUCCCUCACCUUUCCUUAUUAUUUUUAUUUUUUACUUUUUUGCCUGAGACAAGCCAAGUGUGAGGUGGUUUGAUUCAAGAAAACUCGAUGAAAUUGUUUACUAUUGUUUUAAAAUAAAAUCUUGAACUCUG
Tupaia belangeri chinensis (Chinese tree shrew) is the source of this 2301-nucleotide messenger RNA. RefSeq names its product dolichyldiphosphatase 1 (gene DOLPP1). Gene Ontology annotation, cellular component: intracellular membrane-bounded organelle; endoplasmic reticulum membrane. Gene Ontology annotation, molecular function: dolichyldiphosphatase activity. Gene Ontology annotation, biological process: protein N-linked glycosylation; lipid biosynthetic process. The transcript has 9 exons. Lineage: Eukaryota; Metazoa; Chordata; Mammalia; Scandentia; Tupaiidae. Bases 112 to 876 code for a protein of 254 amino acids. The record is from RefSeq and is a predicted model, not a curated record.